UAUACAUGUCUAUACCUGUAGCCUCCAACCAGUGCUCUAUACACCCCUCCUUCCUUCAGUUUCCACAGACACCUGAGUCCCACUCAGCUGAACAACAGUAUCGUAUGACUCUGUUUUUCAAUAACUGUAUUUAUGAGUAGAGCUGACGCAGUUUUACAGUUUCAUUCACUCGCGGAUUUUCAUUCAUCACUUCAUUGCAAUGGACUGUGUUGUGUUGCUGCUGGUGUGUGUUGCUCCGGUGGUCCAGGGCUAUGGCUCAGGUCUAGUAACAGACAGCUGUCAAGACAUGCGACCCCACCAUUCUGGGCUGAGCCCACAGACAAAAGCUCCAGCCUUCACCGUCACUACCGACCGCAGCAGCUACAGCCUCAGAGAGCAGGUGAAAGUUCUGCUCCAGGCUCCAGCCUCCACACCAUUCAUUGGUUUCUUGUUGGAGGCUAGAGAGGUGGGGGGCCAGUCUCCUGUGGGCACCUUCACUGAGACAUCAGGGAAUGCUCAGCAACUCACCUGCAGCCAGAAACCUAACUCAGCUGUAUCCCACAGAUCAAGUUCUAGUAAGACCUCCGUUCAGGUGACAUGGACAUCAGAAGCGACAGCAAACUCAAAACCAAUUCAGUUCCAUGCAUCCUUCGUGCAGGAUUUCAAGACCUUCUGGGUUGAUGUUACAAGUCCUGCCCUGACCUUCAUUAAUACCGGAACUGGUGGAAGUCCCCCCAUUACACCAACAAUAACCGGUUCCACGACUACGCCAACAACAUCAUCUAAAAUACAACAACCUGAUAAAGGUAUCUCCAGUGCAGACUGCGGUGUCACCAAGAUGUGUUUCAGUCAGCCUUCAAACUGUGACCCUGCUGUCAGUGCUGACUGUUAUUUCAUGUCAGCCAAGAUGUUGUCUCCCAGUUAUUCAGCCGUUCGCUAUGAGAUGACUGGUCCUUCUGAUGGGUACAUCGCUUUUGGAUUCUCAGAUGAUCAGAUGAUGGGAAACGAUGACAUUUAUAUUUGUGGCAUAGGCAGUAAUGGCCUGGUGGGGUUGCAGCAUGCCUUUUCAACAGGACGAACAACUCCACAACUUCUUCCUCUGGGGAAUGUUUCUAAUGUAAGCGCAUCAGUGUUGAACAAAGUUAUCAGCUGCUCCUUCACUUCCAUGAACACUUUGUCUACUCAGAGGACUACUGGCUUCAACCAAAGCUACUAUCUCAUGUUUGUCCAUGGACCCAGCAGCAAUGGACAAAUCCAGAUCCAUACAGAUACCUUCAUCAGCCCUGACAAGGUUGACAUUUCCAGACCUCAGCUUGUUGGAAAGGAUGGAUGUCCUGAUAUCCUCAAAGCACAUGGAUCACUGAUGCUGAUAGCCUGGAUGACCACAGGAUCAUUGGGAAUGUUGGUUGCUCGGUAUCUGAAAGGAAUGGCCAAAGGACAGAACCUGUGCGGGAAAGAUGUCUGGUUUCUGGUCCAUGUUGCAGUGAUGAGUGUAACGGUAUCUGCCACAAUUGUUGCCUUCAUCCUCCCCUUCUCAUACGCCAAGGACUGGUCUGGGGGAGCCCAUCCUGUUUUAGGCUGCCUGGUUGUGAUCCUCAUGUUCCUCCAGCUCCUACUGGCUCUGCUUCGCUGUGGACCUCAACAUCCACAGAGGUUUCUAUUCAACUGGUCACAUGCUUUAAAUGGACUGGCAAUAAAAGCUUUAUCUGUGGCGGCCAUAUUAACUGGCCUGAAGUUAAUCGACAGCACUCUGGACCAAUGGCUGACGAAAGUGAUGGGUGGCUGUGUUGGCUGGGAGGUGUUGUUCUUUAUCCUGUUUGAGGUCCAUGGGAGAUGGAAGGUUAACAGUACCGAUACUUUGGAACCAAAAAGGAUAACAGUUGAUGUCCUAUUGAUGGUUCUGUUCUUCCUGGGAAACUUGACCUUUGUUGUGGCACUGUUGGUUGGAAUUGGGACAGCAUAAGAAGAGAAUGAAGAAUGAUGGAGGAAAAACAACCUGCCAAAGCAUUUCUAUUAUUAUAGACCAUGAAUUUGCCAAACUGAUGCAUCGAUUUAAAUUUUUUUUUAUUGAAGUGCUUUAACAUUUUCAUUAACUAUCUAAUUUGUAAGAUUUAAAUGUAGAUGUGAAUAGUUGUACUCUGUAAACAUGUUAGUUAACUCACAACUAAUAUGAAGGUUAUGUAAACAUGCGUAUGCUUAUAAAUAUGUAAGUAGAUAAUCUCAGAUGAUAUGCAACAUCUCUACUAUAAUUUUAAGUUAUAGUAUAAAGUUAUUAUACUCACCACUUAUUGUUAAGUAAUGUUGUUUCUUGUAUUUUGAUUUAGUCCCUACUGACCUGGGGCCUUAUAUAUAAAUGUUGUGUAUGUACUAAAAAGUUGCGUACUCUGGUUUUCAUGCACAUGUGGUGGCUGUCUGCAAACUCUGGACCAGCCAUGAGCAUGUGUGGGCCAUCCCGCAAACUCUUGUCUUGCUCUGUCAGUUGGCCACGUGCUUAUGGAAUAGUGAUGGCUCAUAGGCACAAAUAACACUGCUGGUUCACUAGACGCUUAUUUCUUGAAGUUUCUCCCCUCUAAAUGGAAAAGCUGUCAACCCUUUUCUUCUCUGAACGACAUACACCAAUAAUUAAAUGAGAAGCAUCACAAUUGGAUGGAAAUGAAGAAUAAAAUUAUUUGACAUGA
Micropterus salmoides (largemouth bass) is the source of this 2657-nucleotide messenger RNA. RefSeq names its product putative ferric-chelate reductase 1. The transcript is spliced from 15 exons. NCBI's taxonomy places the organism in Eukaryota, Metazoa, Chordata, Actinopteri, Centrarchiformes, Centrarchidae. The record is from RefSeq and is a predicted model, not a curated record. Gene Ontology annotation, molecular function: oxidoreductase activity, acting on metal ions. The coding region runs from base 200 to 1942 and encodes 580 amino acids.